Messenger RNA from Monosiga brevicollis MX1, 2418 nucleotides. RefSeq lists its product as uncharacterized. The record is from RefSeq and is a predicted model, not a curated record. The transcript is spliced from 2 exons. NCBI's taxonomy places the organism in Eukaryota, Choanoflagellata, Craspedida, Salpingoecidae. The coding region runs from base 1 to 2418 and encodes 805 amino acids.
AUGCCGGUACAUCCGCCAGGGACCGUGGUGUCGGCGCGGAAGCGAUUUCUGCUUCCGCGCGAUCUUGCCGAUACGCUGCCGGUGUCGGAGAAUGAUGUGGUGACGGAUCUGACUGUUGUGGGUCGUGGGGUGCAUCGCGGGCGCCUGAUGUAUCGGCUUCGGCAUGAGAGCUUGGACGACACGUUGUUUACGGGCAUGGUGGCCUUUCAGCGCGCCAUCAUCACACCGGGCGUGGAGGCAGUGGCCACGGGAGCAGCCGAGACCACGGCGGAGGACGCGGUUGAGGAAGCAGACGUGGAGGAGGUGGGGGAUGAUUACUUUGAAGACCUUGUCGACGUGCAGGCCACGGCUGGCGCCCCCACCUCGACAACCGCCGGGGAUAGCUCCGAUUUCAUAGAGUGGACCGACCUGGACGCAGAGCUUGAUGGGUCCAUCGAUGGCGACAAGCGCUCAAGCAAACGUGCCCGCAUGCACGUCAUUGAUCCCCGCACGUGUUCACCGGCCGGUCUCUUUCGAGCUCUCUUGCCGCCGGAUGCCAUUGCACGCAUGCUUGCCGCGACCACGCCCCACCUCGAGUCGCCCCUCAGUGCCGACGAGCUCAUGGGAUUUUUCGGCUUGAUGAUGCGCUGCGCCGACGAUGCCCGGCCCAGGGAUGAUUUGUGGUCGGUCGAGAGCCGGUUCUACCCCAACCCGCCCGUCUCCACCAUCAUGUCGCUGCAGCGCUUCCAGGAGAUUGCCGACCAACUGAGCCUGUCCUUGGGCGAGCCGGACGAGGUCAAGGCCGUUGAGGAGCUGAUUGAUAGCUGGAAUGCCCGCAUGACCCAGCUCUUCUCGCCUUCAAGCACAAUGUGUCUUGACAAGAGCAGCGUGAGGCACCCGAGCGCCACGACGCCCCUCUUUCGCCUGCCUUCCACCAAACCAAACCCCACCAGCCAGGAGUACCACAACCUUUGUGAUGCCGAGACGCGGGUCAUAAUGCGGAUGGAAUUGGCCCGCGGCCAAGACGGGUCAGGGCCAGCAGCAAAGGACGAGCUGGACUUUGGCCCGCUUGGCGCGCUCGCCCUUCGCAUGACAGCCCCGUUCAAUGAGAGUGGCGCCGUGGUGGUCAUGGACAGCACCUUUUGCAAUCUCCGCGCCAUCGUGGAGCUGCGUCGACGCGGCCUGCUUGCAGUCACGCCGAUCAAGCAGCAGCAGCAUCAACAUUGGCCCCAAGACCUGGACGGUAUCGAAGCAGCGCACGCGGUGGCCAAGCAGCGUCCAAUUGGCAAGCUGUGUGUUCGGCAUGGAACAACCAAGACCCAGGUGCCGUAUCCCGUCGCUCACUUUUUGGUCAACUACGGCCAGUACGUUGUACAGCUGGUGUCGACCUACGGCUCGACCAAGCUCGGCCGUGCGCAGCGUAAGGUGCGCGCGGGACACAACGUCAUUGCGUUCCGUCGCAAUGAGGUUAUGGACGACUUUUACAGGGCGUGCGCGGCGGUCGACCAGCACAAGGAGCUUCGCCAGGACUUUGGUCACCGAUUGGAGGAGGCCUGGGCGCCAUCAAAGUGGACUCUGCGCCACCUCAGCCACAUUCUCUCUGCCACAAUGACCAACGCCUUUCUCAUCUGGUCACAUUUCGGCAACCGCACGCACGUCACCUGCGGUCAGUUCCGUCGUAUGGUGGCCGUCGAGCUCAUGGAGGGGGAGGGUGCUCGCCGAGAUGCCCAGAGGCGCGCCAACCGCGAGGCGACCGGUGCGGUGACCGUGAGCCACACCCUGAUCAAGUUGAUGCCGUAUGAGGCCGCGGCGCCCGGCAAGCGAACCAAGAAAAAGUACCAGCAGCAGCGCUGCGUGGGUGAGGGCUGCCCCAACUUGACGCGGAUGUACUUCGCAGUUGAGUCGGGCCGCCAUCUGAAUUCACCCACCGGUACAAUGGCAUCGAGUCGCACAGCAUUGACCAUCAACUUCAUCCUGGACGCCAUCGUCUUUGUGAUGCUGCUCAACGGUCAUGAGUUGGGCAAGGAAAUCAUCACCCAUGGAGGCUGGGCGCGUCAGUGUGCAGGGCGCGAGGGCACCUGGCCCGCAUUCAGCAACGACGCUUGCGGUGCCUUUGUGCGUGGCACUGCCCAGUUCAUCCUCAUCUUCGGUGUCAUGCGCCUGCUCGCUGCCAUGUACCCCAACGAACGUGGCGUCCGCUUGGGGGCCAUCAUCUCCUACCUGGCCGAGAUCUUUUACUUUAGCUUUGAAAUGGCCACCGGCGCCAUCAGCACCGCACCCGAAGAUCACACCCUGGACAUGUGCAUGACCCCGCCCUAUGCCGGUCGCCUCAAUACUUGUGCCCUCCGCACUGCCGUCCCCGCCAUCCUCAUUUGCCUCUCCAUGCUCGCCCUCAUCUUCAGCGAUCGCACUCGCAGCCCAAAGUCCAAAAGCCACUAA